Prorocentrum cordatum is the source of this 1137-nucleotide messenger RNA. The record is from the annotation of a GenBank genome assembly. Lineage: Eukaryota; Dinophyceae; Prorocentrales; Prorocentraceae.
CCCUUGCGCAGGAUCGACCGGUCGUCAGCAGCGGCGCCCCCUCCCCCCCUUGGCCGCGAGGCGGCCCUCCUUUUGGGAGCCGCCGAGGGCGCCCCAGGCCGCCCGCCACGCGUGCAGCCUCCCAGCUGCGCGCGCGGGCGGCGGUCGCCGCGGAACAGCAAAACGGCGCCCGCCCCGCGCCCGUGCGACGCCGCGCGCCUCGGGCGCCUCCAGGAGCAGCGCGGCAGCGUCACCGCGCUGCCCGCCGUGGCGGUAGAGCGGGGCAGCACGGGCUCCAUGGCCCAUUCCGGCGACGAGUUCUACACGAACGGGGAGGGCGAGGAGGGCGCCGUCGACGUCCCGCUUAUCGCCGUUGACGGCGUCGAAGCUGUUGGUGCACCUGCUGGAGCCGUCGCCAGCAGCAAGCCGGGCAAGUGGGAGAGCCCCAGGAGCGCCAAGGAGCGCAUACGCCGGAGGACCAAGUCCAGGAUAGACGCGCUUAAGGCGGACCGCGACCAGGAGUACUGGCACGGCGAGGUCGAGGUGCUGGCGCCCUCCCAGAAGUGGCGGGAGGCGACGGUGGUGAGGAGGCUGCAGAAUGGCGUCCAGGUACACUACGAGGGCUUCGACUCAAAGUACGACGAGGUGCUGCCCUUCACUUCGAGCCGGCUGCGCAAGUACGGCCAGCUCAGGAGUGAGACCUUGAGCAGCCUCAAGGCGUCGUUCAUUUCGCAGUACGGGGCCAGCCAAUGUCCAGGCUGCGGCGUAGAGCUGCAGAGCCACAGCCCCAUGAAGCUCGGAUACAUCCCCCCGCACAAGUUCCAGCCGAGUGCCGAGGAGGACGGCGACGGGAAGAACAGCGACCUGGUGUUGACCCCAGAGGAGGAGGUGAACCUCUUGCUGAAAGCCGACGGGUACCGUGACGGCGCCAGCGCGACGUUCCCCAAACGGGCGUCGCAGAAGAAGUUCCGGGUCAUCCAGAACAUCUACCUCAACAUCCGCAAGGCAAGCCUCGAGCUGGUGGUCCGGUACAAUCAGCACUCAGCACACGCCAGGGCGUGGGCCGAGCGGGCGGGCCGCCCCGCCUGCCUGGCCACGUCGCACGCCAUCCUCCCCAGCGCCGAGAGCACCAGGAAGAGGAGGGAUGCCAUAAGUUAA